AUGAGUAGAACUAUUAUCAUCACAUCUUCGUGUGCUCCUCCACCUCCACCACCAGUCACUGUAUUAUACGUUAGGAACAAUGUGAGAUGUGUCCCAAAGCCUUCGUACAUCACCGUUGUUGAUCAAAUAAGUAAACCGGUGAUUCUUACUCAACAAAUUGUCGAUUAUGGAACUCCAUUGAUUAUUCAACAGCCUGAUUAUUAUGUUGUCGACAACAGUCCUAUUAUCGUCACUGAUUGCGCACCACGUAGCGUUGUACGCAUUGGUGUUAGUAGUUCAAGAUGCUGUUCAAGCUGUUACAGAACGUGCCUGUGUUGA
This is a messenger RNA of Adineta ricciae, 318 nucleotides long. The record is from the annotation of a GenBank genome assembly. NCBI's taxonomy places the organism in Eukaryota, Metazoa, Rotifera, Eurotatoria, Adinetida, Adinetidae.